Messenger RNA from Neocloeon triangulifer, 2186 nucleotides. RefSeq lists its product as uncharacterized. The transcript has 3 exons. Gene Ontology annotation, biological process: DNA integration. Bases 1 to 2181 code for a protein of 726 amino acids. The record is from RefSeq and is a predicted model, not a curated record. NCBI's taxonomy places the organism in Eukaryota, Metazoa, Arthropoda, Insecta, Ephemeroptera, Baetidae. Gene Ontology annotation, molecular function: nucleic acid binding.
AUGGACAGAGAUGGUCCGUCAUUGUUGGGCCGAAACUGGUUCGAGCCCUUGGGAAUUAAAGUGGGGCUGCCAAAGCUCAGCGGAGGGAAAUUAGAAGAGAAAAUAAAUGUGCAGCAAGAAUUACCUUCAGUGUACAAAAUGAUUUCAGUGCCACCUGAAUUUCAGGACUUGAGAGAAGUUUUUGAGCCAGCUUUAGGCAAGUUUAAGGGUGGUAAAAUUUCCAUUCCCUUGAAGCCAGGAGCAAAACCGGUGCAGCUGCCUGCUAGGCAAGUGCCAUUUGGACUUUUGGAGAAAGCGGAUAAAGUUCUUGAAGAGUUGGAAAAGAAGAAAGUAAUUGAGAAAGUGCUUUUUAGUGAGUGGGCCACCCCUGUGGUUUACGUAGAGAAAGGAAAUGGAGUUAGAUUGUGUGCAGACUAUAGUGCGACUGUGAAUCCGGCGUGCGCGUCGGCUGAGUUUCCCGUGCCUUCGAUUGAAAAGCUCCUGAGCUCUGUGAAGAAGGGCUGUUUCUUUACAAAGAUCGACCUGGCUGAUGCCUACCUUCAGUUUGAAGUGGACGAGGAGUCUUCAAUGCUACUUGUGAUUACGACACAUCGGGGUAGGUUUCGUUUCCUUCGGCUGCCUCCCGGCCUUUCAAUUUGCCCGCCAGUUUUUCAAGAGAAGGUUUAUAAAGUGCUGGUGGGGCUAAAGGGCGUGUUCAUUUAUUAUGACGACUUGUUAUUGUUUGCUGAAACGAAGAAAGAAUUGACACUGCUUUCUCGAGCAGUACUCCAACGACUUCUGGAAAAUGGGCUGAGAGUGAAAAUCUCAAAGUGUGAAUUCCUUGUUCCAGAGUUGACCUACUUGGGUUACAAAUUCACCCAGGAUGGGGUGCUGCCAACUGACGAGAAGUUGAAGGCCCUGGCUGAGAUGCCCUCCCCUAAGAAUGUGGAAGAGCUGCGAGCUUGGCUGGGGUACUAUAACUAUUACGAGAGAUUUGUUCCUGGAAAGGCUUCAAUUUUGGCUCCUGUUUACAGCCUUUUGAAGAAAGGCGUGGCUUACGAGUGGACUCAAGAGUGCGAGAAAGCUGUACGAGAGGUCAACAAGAGUCUGCAAGAGACUGUGGCCUUGUCAUACUACGACGCCAAAAAGCCAAUUCGUCUUGCCUGUGAUGCCAGUCGUCGAGGUUUGGGAGCCGUUUUGAGCCAUCUGGACGACAAGGGAAACGAGAUUGAACUGGAAGCUUUGGCCAUCGUCUGGGGCGUCAAGAAAUUCAAGCAAUUCCUGUGGGGGCGUCCAUUUGAAUUAUUGACUGAUCAUAAACCCCUGCUGGGUGUGUUUGGAAAGGGAAAACCGAUGGCUGAAGCACUGCCUUCGAAAUUAAAAAGGUAUUGUCUAGUUUUGCGAGACUAUGACUUUGAAUUGAAACAUUGCCCUGGAAAACUAAACGCAAAUGCUGAUUGUUUGUCCAGACUACCACUGCCUGCCUUGGCUGCGGAGGAGGAAGAAGAGGAAGAGACAAAGAUUGCUUUCCUUCAAGUCUUGGAAAGUGGUUCAACUGAGCAGCUGCCAACUCUGCAAGAGCUGCAAGCUGCUUCCCAACAAGAUGAAUCACUUCAAACAGUCAUCAGGAAAUUGCGCCAAGGUCGGGCAGUGGUACCUCCGAAUUUGAGGACCAGAAUUCUGAACUUGCUGCACCUAAACCAUUUUGGAAUUGUCCGAAUGAAGACUUUGGCUCGCUCUUAUUUCUGGUGGCCACACAUCGAUGAAGAAAUUGAGCGGCUCUGCAAAUCUUGCUUGCCCUGCUCUCUGGUCAACCCUGCUAGCAGCAAAGCGCCAGUAAUCCCUUGGAGUCUGCCUCACCGACCUUGGGGCAGAGUUCAUUUUGAUUUCCUCGAGGUGAGACGAGGCCAGGCUUUCAUCGUGGCUGCGGAUGCCUUGUCCAAUUGGAUCGAUGCGGAGCGAGUCAACAACAUGGAUGCAGCCACCGUAAUUAAAUUUGUCAGAAAAUUUUUCAGAAUACAAGGAGUUUGUGAUGUGGCAGUCUGCGACAAUGGCCCAGGAUUCAGAGCAGAGGAGUUCAAAAGGUUUUGCGAGGACAAUGGUGUGGAGCUGAUUUAUUCUCCACCUUACAGCCCACAGACCAAUGGCCAGGCUGAGAAAGCUGUUCAAACAGUCAAGAGAUUUUUAAAAAAAAGUUCCUGAGAAGG